Molecule: messenger RNA, 3223 nt
Organism: Xiphophorus couchianus (Monterrey platyfish)
Lineage: Eukaryota; Metazoa; Chordata; Actinopteri; Cyprinodontiformes; Poeciliidae
Gene: dcun1d4
Product: DCN1, defective in cullin neddylation 1, domain containing 4 (S. cerevisiae)
Exons: 11
Coding region: 202-1035 (277 amino acids)
Biological process (GO): protein neddylation
Cellular component (GO): ubiquitin ligase complex
Molecular function (GO): ubiquitin conjugating enzyme binding; ubiquitin-like protein binding; cullin family protein binding
Source: RefSeq, a predicted model, not a curated record
UUAUUUGCUGCUCUCUUUGUAUUUGGCAGCACUGUCUGGGGCGACAACAAAGGACGGACGCCUGCUGUAAUUUCACUUGUUUUGAGCCUGCAGAAAGGCUCAGUCAGACACGUCGCGGUCGUCUGCAGUCGGGUUUUCGUGUUGUGCAUUCAGUGCUCGGUCAAAUCCCGCCGACGUUGUUUUGAGUUCAGAUUGUUUUCGAUGGUUAUCGAUUUUCAGCUGAAUUCCCAUCUGACUACACUGGCCAAUAUCCACAAGAUCCAUCACACCUUACAUCGGCUGAAUCUGACCGAAGACGUUGGACCGGACAGCCACCCGUCAGCUUGCUGCUCUAGAGCCAUGCCGCCGAGAAAAAAGAGGAGACCUUCUGCCGGAGAGGACCUGUCGGCCAAGAAAAGUCGCCAAGACAGCAUUUUCAGAAAACACGAGACAUCGCAGAUCCGGGAGGAGGAGACGUUUUCCAGUAAAAGAUGUUUGGAGUGGUUCUAUGAGUAUGCAGGUUGUGACGACGUCGUGGGUCCAGAGGGCAUAGAGAAGUUCUGCGAGGACAUUGGAGUAGAGCCAGAGAAUGUGGUGAUGCUGGUUCUGGCUUGGAAGCUGGAUGCUCAGAGUAUGGGGUACUUCACUCUUCAGGAGUGGCUAAGAGGCAUGGGCUCACUGCAGUGCGAUUCCACUGAGAGACUGAGGAAUUCCCUCGACUACCUGAGAUCUGUCCUGAGCGACAGCACCAGUUUUAAGCUCAUCUACAGAUACGCCUUUGAUUUCGCUCGGGAAAAAGAUCAGAGGAGUCUGGACUUGAACACAGCAAAGUGCAUGCUGGGGCUUCUCCUGGGGAAAACAUGGCCUCUGUUUCCUGUGUUUAAUCAGUUUUUAGAGCAAUCCAAGUACAAAGUCGUCAACAAAGACCAGUGGUGCAAUGUUUUAGAGUUCAGCAGGACAAUCAACCUGGACCUUAGUAACUAUGAUGAAGACGGUGCCUGGCCUGUUUUGCUGGAUGAGUUUGUGGAAUGGUACAAGGAAAGACAGAUGUCAUAGCUGCAGAUGAGGGGUGAGGGGGAGAAUGGAAGAAAAAAGAAAGUUUAACUGUGACCACAACUACUCUUGAGCAUAAACAACCAAUAAGCAAAACCCAACAAAAUCGGUAAGGCAGUGACAGUUGGUGCCUCCUGGUUAAAAAGAAGGGGUUCGGCUGCGGGUGGGUGGGGGGUUUUGCUGCUCUCCGACUCCCCGUUUGGAGGAGCGCUGUCCUUGUGGAGUUAUGCUCCCUAUGGAAGUUGCAUUGUGGGUGGACCCCUGUUCCCGAACCCCGCCGAGUGGCGUUGCUCUCUGUCACUGUGACGUCUCAUAUUGUUGUCUGUGUUGGGAUAACAUGGUAUCUAUCAUACGCUGACGGUGGGAACAAAAUGGCGUAGUCAGCGCAGGGAAACCAAGAGGGGGCGACCAUUCACGCGUUGCGUUCGAGUCUCAACCAGGAUCACUCGGAAACCUCUAGGCACACACACACACACAUUAAAAGACCUGUGCAAUGAACUUCGACCUGAGCUCCUCGGGACAGAUGGCACUAACUACUGUCUGUGGGUUUGUUUAGUUUAGUAGUUCUCCUUAAAGCACACUGUGUCAAAGGGUUGACUGCAGGUUUCUGAUGCCUGCACCGUUUACCAUCAGAAAAAGCCAGUUCGUUCUUUCCCUCCAUUUUUUCUUUCUUCCCUUAUCCCUCCUCCUGUUUUGCUGAUAACUUUCUGCUAGCCCCGUGCAAAGACUUCAGACCUCAUAACACCAAACGAAUCAGCAUUGCUGCUUACUAACUCUUACUACAGUGCAACCGUGAGCCACCAGUGCUCUGCUCUGCAUUCAUUGGUCUAACGACGGUUUAUGUCUCUACGCUGCGUAGAUAAGAGUGUUACUGUGCCUCAAACAUGGAAAGUCGCAUUGUGUGUCCCGCACAGAUACCAACAAACCCUAACAUUUCUACAUGUGACUCUACGGUGCCUUUCAAAAGUAUUCAUACCUCUUACUUUUUUUUUUUCCUCCGAAGUUUGUUGCAAAACAAACAAACUCCUACGCAUUUUGUUGAGAUUUGACGUAAUGGACCAGCACAAAGUAGUGCUUCGUUCUCAAGCGGAAGGAAAACGAUGCAUUAAAAAAAAAUAAAAAUUGGACCAUGCAUUUGUAUUCAACCCCCCAGAAUUAGUCCUGCUUACAACUACUUUUCAGCAAUUAGAGUUGGAAUUUUUGGGGGGUUUGUUUUGGUUAUUUAAGUCUACUAGUUGUGUUAAUUUGAACGUCCAGCUGAAAGUCAAGUUGUUGUUUUUUUUUUUGCAGACUCCAACCAAUUGUCUUACUGUGUUUUGCUAAUUUAGUAGUUUGCCUAUCAACUCUGUUUCUGCAAAGAACAGCAUUACCACAGCAUGAUCCUGCCACCACCAUAAAUAACGGUGGGGAUGAUGAAGUGGGCGAUAUGCAGUUUUCCAUAACAGGGUUUUCCCUCUUGGCUAGAAAGUUAAAUCUUGGUCUCAUCUGACCUGAGUUUACUGUAUCUUAUGGUAAAUGCCACUUCUGAUGACUUCUUUAAUGCAUUUCCUUUGGCCGUUCAUACCGUACUUGAGGGUCAGAUUUGUGGAGUAUGAGUCUUAGAUUAUUUAGUUUUUCACACCUUCUUCUGCGUAUCCAACUGUUGUCUGUCUGGGUAGACAGUUUCACCACUUCAUUUACAUUUUAAGAUGAAUAUUUGACGAAUUCUACUUUAAAUCCUUGUCUGAAUUUAUUUAAUAAAAUGUUUGGUUUUUUUCCAAACAAUUUUUAAUUUGAAUAUAGCAUGUAUCAGAUGUAUUUAGUAAAUAAGCUAUGUUGAAAAGGAUUUAGAAUGAAUGUGACCACUAGAGAACAGCAAAGUGCUUCCAGUAUAAUUUAAUAUGCAAUAGUGGUAGCAUACACCACCUUGUUUCCGUAGCGUUUAAACAUCUUCACAACUUUCUCCGUGGCCUGUCUGCUAUAAAAACUCUGGUCUUUAAUAGAGUUUUCUGUUUUUUUCCAGAGUAAAUAGGACCUGAUGCAAACACACCACACAACUCUCAAAUUAGGAUAAAAAAAACAAAAACAAAACAAAACUCAAUUUCCCCUCCACUUCAGUAUGGUGCACUGCUUUGUGUUGGUUUGUCACAAAAAAAAAAAUCCCCAUCAAAAUGCGCCGAUGUUUGUGUUUACAACUUGACAAACUGGGGGG